Molecule: messenger RNA, 579 nt
Organism: Meloidogyne enterolobii
Lineage: Eukaryota; Metazoa; Nematoda; Chromadorea; Rhabditida; Meloidogynidae
Source: the annotation of a GenBank genome assembly
UUAGAUCCAGUAAAUUUGUAUAAUCUUCCUCAAAAAAUGACUACAAUACGUCCAUUUGAACCAAGCGAUUUAUUCAGAUUUAAUAAUGUCAAUCUCGAUCCGCUUACAGAAACGUAUGGGUUGCCUUUCUACAUGCAAUAUUUAAUCAAUUGGCCCGAAUAUUUUCAUGUUGCAGAACACCCAACUGGUCAAAUUAUGGGAUAUAUUAUGGGAAAAGCAGAAGGCAGAGGACAAGAAUGGCAUGGGCAUGUUACAGCCGUGACGGUCGCAUCAGAUUUUCGAAGGAUGGGAUUGGCAGCUAAAUUUAUGAAAUUAUUAGAGGAAAUUUCUGAAGAAAAACAUUGCUAUUUUGUUGAUUUGUUUGUACGCGUUUCAAAUCGUACAGCAAUCAAAAUGUAUGAGAAUUUGGGAUAUACAGUGUUUAGGCAAAUUACUGAUUAUUAUUCGGCUACAGAUGAUGGAAAAACUGAUGAGGAUGCAUUUGAUAUGAGAAAAGCACUUUCUUGGGAUGUUGGGAAGAAGUCUGUAAUACCCUUAAAAACGCCCGUGCAUUUUAGUGAAGUUGAAGAAGCUCAUUGA